GGUGAGCAACAUAACAGAAAUAACAUUGCAAAUACUUCUAGAAAACUAAGUAUUUCAAAUAUACUCCUUGUUCAAUUGAUGUUUUGACUGAAUUACAGAGAGAGAAUAUACAGGUAUAUUGUAAAAAAGAGGCAUCAUAAGAACAUUAGAGUGUGCAUCAUCAAUUUGACUAACAAGAGAAAAUAAACAGAUGUUGGACUAUUGAGACAAUGAUAACGAUAUAGACCGGUAUGACAAAUGAUAACAAAGAACAAUAGGCAGUGUGUUACCUUAUAUAUAGUAUGUUCCGUUCUGCUCUGUUCAUUUCAUUCUUCAUUCAAUCAGUUGCACAACUCAACAUGCCACGAAUAUACAAGCGCAAAACUGAAGAUAAGUAUACUCCAGAAGAUUUAGACAAAGCUGUGUUAGAGGUUAGAGAGAAAAAAUUAUCAGUGAAAGAUGCUGCUGCACACUAUCACAUACCUAUUCGGACAAUCUUUCACAAACUUUCAGGAAAUAGAAGCGGUGUUGGCCGCGGCACUAAAACUCUACUCACUAAGGAAGAAGAAUCAUAUUUAGUUCACACAAUUCUUUUCUUUCAGAAAUGGCAGCGACCUUUAUCACCAUCAAUCAUUAUUGGCUUAGCUAAAUCUUAUAUGAUUCAAUUAAAUAAAAAUAUAUCAAAGAAUUUUACACUUCGUGACUGGUUUUAUGGCUUUAUGCAACGGUGGUCCAACGAAAUCAAAUUAGCUAAAACCGUGAAACUUGAAAAAUCUCGUUCCGUCGCUUGUCGUAAAGAAAUUAUUGAUGCGUGGUUUAAACAUUUACGUGAGGUACUUGAAAAGUUCCAGUUACUUGAUCGACCAGAAGCACUGUGGAAUGCUGAUGAAAGCGGCUUUUUUGAAGAUCCAGGCAGACGAUCGGUGGUGGUGAAACGGGGUACUAAACACGCAAUAUCAUCUCAAUCUGGAACAGGAAAAUCGAUGACAACAGUACUUAUGUGUGUGUCUGCGAAUGGAGAAAAACUGCCACCAUAUAUAGUCUAUCGCGGCAUCAAGUUAUGGUCGUCAUGGAUUACUAAAAAUGGAUUUUCCGGAACACGUUAUAAUGUUACUCAAUCCGGAUGGGUCGAAGAAGAAACAUUGUAUGAUUGGUUCGUUAAUCAAUUUUGUCCUGCAGUGGAACAUAUUAAACGACCUGUCAUGUUAUUUUUUGAUGGUCAUCAUGCUCAUAUUAGUGCGCGAAUAGUGAAACAUGCAAUGGUUAAUAAAAUCGAAUUAGAAUGCUUGCCUCCACACACGACGACUCUAUUACAACCACUGGACGUUGUUACAUUAAACAAAGUAAAAACGGCAUGGCGAAACAUCCUUGUGGAUCACAAUAUGAAAACUAAUAGCGCACCCAUAGGAAAACAAGAAUUUUCUCUAAUGAUUUCUGACCUUUGGCAAAAUCAUAUACUAAAAGGUCAUUGUAGCAAUGGUUUCACAAGAUCAGGUAUUUACCCAUAUGAUCCUCGUGCAGUAUCAAAGGAAAAAUUACUUGGAUCAUCUUUAUGGAACAAUGAAAAUGAUGUUAUUGAUGAAUCACUAGCUGCAGAUGACUCUUGCAUCGAAGAGAAUUCAUUCUCAUCUAAUGAUUUACUAAGUAGAAACGUGGCUCUUACUACAACUUAUACGCAAACAGAUCUUGAUCAAAAUAUUACAGUCGUAAGUCCUCUUCAAAUGAACACGACAAAUCAAUGCUUAAUUGUAGAUGGUACAAUAACAAGUUCCAAUGAUGUUACACUUGCUGAUUGUACAGAUUCCGAAUCCAGUCCUCGGAUAUUUACUGAUUUAACAGAUCAACGAAUUACAUCGAUUAACACUUCUUUUUCCACUUCACAAACACCUGCUGACGUACUGGCAAAUGUUAUUAAUCAAUACAUGACAUCAGCUACACAAAUGCCAUCAAGCAAUCAACGAAGACAAAUGAUCGAUCGAAAUAAAGGACAAAAUCUAACUUCUGUGGAAGUUCUUAAACAACUGGAAGAGAAAGAAAAAAAUAAAAAACGAAAACUUCGUGUUCCAACAAAAAACACUUCAACAGACUGUGCUCCAAAGAAGCGUGGUCGACCAACGAAAAUCACACAGCAACAAAUGCUUCAUAAUAUUGAUCAACUUUCAGCAAUCGGUCAAUGGGACAAUCCAGAUCUCCAAUCUGAAUCGACACAUUUUAAUCAAAAUUUAACUCUCAAUCAAUAUGAAAAUAGUUAUUCACACAUGCCAUCGGAUCAAUCACAUUAUGCUUCGACUUAUCUUACACAACAACCAGCACAAAUGAAGCCAACUUGUUAUCGCUGCAAUAUUCUUCUCUAUGGAAACUUUACUAACUGUAUAACUUGUGGUCGACCUUGUUGUCAAGUAUGCGUACAAACACAUUUCUUCUCUCAUCCUGUUACUUGUGAAUAUUGUAUCAUGCAAAAAGCUCUUACUGUAACUAAGAAUUUUUAA
Messenger RNA from Rotaria sp. Silwood2, 2468 nucleotides. The record is from the annotation of a GenBank genome assembly. Lineage: Eukaryota; Metazoa; Rotifera; Eurotatoria; Philodinida; Philodinidae.